CAGGGGAUCGCGAGGCUAGGGUUUUGUUCCCUUGCGAGAGAGUAAUGCGGAAGGUGAGAAGGAGGGAUCGGAUGAAUGCGGGAGGAGCUGGGAUCGUCACUGUGAAAUCCAGCAGCUAAGCAGGCGCAGGGCCAAAUUCCAGAGAAUGAUUAGUGUAGGCAGCGCGAAUGGAGCACCUGGGGGUGGGCAGGGCCACUCUGGAGAGAGCGCGAGCUUGGCAUGGAACUUCUCACAGGUGUUUGGGGAGCGCAUGUCCGGUGAAGAAAUCCAGGAAGUUGACAUUAUAUCCGCAAUCGAAUUCGACAAGACUGGUGAUCAUCUCGCAACUGGAGAUCGCGGAGGGCGAGUAGUCCUCUUUGACAGAAGUGAUGAUAAAGAGCUUGUCUUGCUGCAGCUAAAAAACCGCAAAGAGUUAGAAAAGGCUGACCAUUCGAUACCUAGGCAUCCGGAGUACCGCUACUCAACAGAGUUCCAAAGCCAUGAACCAGAGUUUGACUACCUCAAGAGCCUGGAGAUAGAGGAAAAGAUCAACAAAAUCAGAUGGUGUCACACGGCUAACGGCGCUCGUUUUGUUUUAUCCACUAAUGACAAGACCAUCAAGCUUUGGAAGAUCACAGAAAAGAAGGUCAAGAGAGUUACAAAGCUAAACGUGGAGACGCCUGAACCAUUGGGUCCUAAGAAGGCCUCGUUGAUACACAACGUGGCUCAAAAUUUUGAAAUUCCUCCCGGUGGGAUUCCGUCCCUUCAUUUGCCAAAGGUUUCUUGCACCGAGACAGCACCUUUUGCCAGAUGUAGAAGAGUUUAUGCAAAUGCCCAUACAUAUCAUAUAAAUUCGAUUUCCAAUAACAGUGAUUGCGAAACGUAUAUUUCUGCUGACGAUUUGAGAAUCAACUUAUGGAAUAUGGAAAUUAGUGACCUUAGUUUCAACAUUGUUGAUAUCAAGCCAGCUAACAUGGAAGAUCUUACAGAAGUUAUAACGUCUGCAGAGUUCCAUCCCUCCCACUGCAAUACUCUUGCUUAUAGCAGCUCAAAGGGAACAAUUCGUCUUAUAGAUAUGCGGCAAUCGGCUCUUUGUGACCGGCAUGCUAUAUUGUUCGAGGAACAGGAAGCUCCUGCAACAAGAUCAUUUUUUACAGAAAUUGUUGCCUCCAUCUCGGAUAUCAAGUUUUCUCGUAGUGGACGGUACAUUCUCAGCCGCGACUAUAUGACAUUAAAGCUUUGGGACGUGAACAUGAACGCCUCUCCGGUUGUGUCUUUCAAAGUUCAUGAGUAUUUGAGACCUAAGUUAUGUGACUUGUAUGAGAACGAUUCUUUAUUCGACAAAUUCGAGUGCUGUUUAAGUGGCGAUGGCCUCCGUGUAGCAACCGGAUCCUACAGUAAUUUGUUUCGUGUGUUUGGGGUGACCCCGGGUAGCGAUGAAGCGACUACUUUGGAGUGUACUAAAACGCCAAACAGGCGGCAAGCACAAACCCCGAGCAGAUUCAGCCGUUUCCCUGCCCUCUCUCGAGGGCGGCGACGAGAGAAUGGAGGCAGUGGCGCCGCUUCUGGGAGUGAGAUGAAUGGCAGCUACGAUUUCUCAUCAAAGCUGUUGCAUUUGGCGUGGCAUCCGUGUGCAAAUCUCAUCGCAUGCGCCGCCUCCAAUAGCCUGUACAUGUAUUAUGCUUAAGUAGAGUGAGAGCGAGACAAAAAGAAAGAGAAAAAAAAAACAAACAAAAAAAGGUGAGAGUAUCCAGCGAUCGAUCGAAGAGUUAUUUCUUCUUCUUUUUCUUCUUCUUCGUCUUCCUUGCAACAAUCUUCUUCGCGAAAGAGAAAAGAAAUAAGCAAAUGCAAGCAAGCAAGCCAUUCUUUGUAGACUGACUUCAAACUUUUCCAGUAAUAACCUUGUGUCAAUGGAA
Molecule: messenger RNA, 1895 nt
Organism: Selaginella moellendorffii
Lineage: Eukaryota; Viridiplantae; Streptophyta; Lycopodiopsida; Selaginellales; Selaginellaceae
Product: serine/threonine protein phosphatase 2A 55 kDa regulatory subunit B beta isoform
Exons: 14
Coding region: 146-1666 (506 amino acids)
Biological process (GO): peptidyl-serine dephosphorylation
Cellular component (GO): cytosol; protein phosphatase type 2A complex
Molecular function (GO): protein binding; protein phosphatase regulator activity
Source: RefSeq, a predicted model, not a curated record